Messenger RNA from Owenia fusiformis, 1128 nucleotides. Lineage: Eukaryota; Metazoa; Annelida; Polychaeta; Sabellida; Oweniidae. The record is from the annotation of a GenBank genome assembly.
AAGAGCACACGGAAGAAGGCAGUCAAUUCGGAUUAGAAAUGGAAAGAAUUAUAUUGAAAUAUUUACAUAAGAAAAAAAGAAAAAACUUAAACAAGAUCAGAGACAAAUUUGACGUAACGUUUAACAUAAAAGACGGCGAUCAAAUUUGCACUCUUACGGUAGUGCCGAGGAAGGGGUGUUCACAGUCGGCCAGGAUCGAAAGGGCCUAUGACGCAUUGGUCGGUCUAUAUCAAAAUGUGGUCUUAACUUAUAGCAUGUUACACGACAGCAUAACAACAUCUGAAGAAAAGCUCAAGAGAAAUUCAAAAGUUUCUAAAAUGAUUGACGAUUCUGAGGCAACAGAACUUCUUAUAUAUAUAAAUGACAAUGUGAUAGAAUUUAUAGGACCAAAAAGGGAGGUUUUAAAGGCAAAGUCUAAUGUUCAAAAAGCUCUCGGAUACAAUGUGAAGCCAAUGCAAUGGAUUGUAGCCAUUGGUAUUGCUACCCGUGUAAGGACUAUUUAGCAAAAGACCCAUCUGUGAGGAAUUGUGUCAUAUGUACUAAAGGUCAUCAAAAAGACACACCAGUUGACAACCUCAAGGAUGAAGACAAGUGUAUCAUUUGCUUAGAGAGAAUGAUUAAUCCCAAGAUGCUGGAGAAAUGUGGUCAUUCAUUCUGCAAGGACUGUAUCGAUGAAUGGUUGAAGAAAUCAAGACCCCAAUGUCCCGUAUGUGGGGUAUCGUACGGUAAACGUAAGGGCGACCAGCCAAAAGGAGGGACUAUGACUUCACGUAAAAUGUAUACGUCACUACCUGGGUAUGAUGGGUGUGGCCAUAUUGAAAUAAUCUACUCCAUACCCAACGGAACACAAGAGUCUAUUCACCCAUCCCCGGGAAAGAAUUAUCGUGGAGUCAUCUGGACAGCUUAUCUGCCAGAUAACAAGGAGGGAAAGGAGAUCCUUGCACUUUUAAAGAAAGCCUUUGAUGCACGUCUGAUUUUCACCAUUGGUCAAUCAAGAACACAUGGUACUGAUGACGUGGUAACGUGGAAUAUCCACCACAAGACAAAGAUAUAUGGAGGACCAACACAAUUUGGCUAUCCUGAUCCCGAUUAUCUCGCCAGGGUAAGAGCUGAACUUGCGGACAAAGG